UUAUUUAUUUUGAUUCGUACCGCACAAAACAAGAAACAUAAAUGAAGUAAACUAGCAGUAGAUUUUAUAUACAAAAGCUUUUAAUAAUGGAGGAAAAGUUAAUCGAAGCUGUUAAAUUGCAUCCUUGUCUUUUUGAUAAAAGUUCGCUUCUCUUUCGGGACAAAGUGUUGAAGGAGAAAUCGUGGAAAGCAGCAUCAAUUGCAACGGGAGCUUCAGUUGAACAAUGUAAGCAACGCUGGAAGUCGCUACGCGACCGAUUUGUGCGGGAGGUGGUUUUACAGCAAUCGAAGACAGACGAUGCUGCCGAGGAGAAGAACGAGUGGUGCUAUUUCGAGUUAAUGCGCUUUUUAACAAAACACGUUAAUCCUAGAAAAACGAAAUUCAAACCACAAUGGUCCAUCGACGACCAGCCAGACUAUAGUAAUUCAGCUGGUUCACCACAGAGUGACUCGUAUGAAACCACUGAUUACCAGUGGGUAGAAUCGCUGCAGGACGAAAGUGAACUAAAUGAAAGCCAAACCAGCAACGAAGCACUCAAUCCCAAAAAGGCGUCAAAACGUAAACGGCUGAGCGUGGAGGCAACCGAACAUUCGAGUAAUCCUUGUAGCAAUGGUGAGACGGUGUUCUCUAAUAAAGAGGAGCCCAAAAAUAAGGCAAUUUUAGCCAUGUUGGACGAACUUCUACAGAAAAAAUCAGAAGAAGUGCAGGAAAGCAGUGGUGCACACGAAAGUUUCAUUCGGCUUUGUGGUAUUAUUGAGAGAGUAGUAUCGGCUAAAGAGGAGUCUAAAAAUAAGGCAUUUUUAACAUUUUUAGACGAACUUUUGCAAAAGAAACCAGAGGAAAUGCAGGAAAGUUUAAAAAUGGAAAUUUUAAACCAUGUGCAUAAUUCUUAAAAUUUCAAUAAUUCCUAUUUUUUUGUAUAUCGGUGGAAUAAUAAUUAUUUUUUAAGAGGAUAUGAAUUAUUAGUAUAUAGGAUAGCCAUAUAAAUAUGUACACUUUGUUUUCUUUGCUAUAAAGUUAUUUUAUUUCUGUGAA
This is a messenger RNA of Bactrocera dorsalis (oriental fruit fly), 1035 nucleotides long. RefSeq lists its product as uncharacterized. Gene Ontology annotation, cellular component: transcription regulator complex; nucleus. Bases 87 to 893 code for a protein of 268 amino acids. Gene Ontology annotation, biological process: regulation of transcription by RNA polymerase II. The transcript is spliced from 3 exons. NCBI's taxonomy places the organism in Eukaryota, Metazoa, Arthropoda, Insecta, Diptera, Tephritidae. The record is from RefSeq and is a predicted model, not a curated record.